AUGGACAACAUUCUAGGCCUUAUCAGACUUCGUAUCAAAAAAGGCACUAAUCUCGUACCUUGUGAUUCUCGUACCAGUGACCCUUAUGUUCUUAUCACCAUGGCUCAACAGACACUGAAAACUGCUGUUGUGAAAGAUAACUGUCAUCCCGAAUGGAACGAAGAAUUGACACUUUUUAUUCAAGAUAAAGAUCUUAAGACAAAAACACCGAUACAACUUACCGUUUGCGACAAAGACACGUUCAGUGUGGACGACAAAAUGGGCGAAACGGACAUAGACAUAAAGCCGUAUCUUCAGUGUGUGAAGAUGGGACUGACUGAUGUCCCGGAAGGACAUGUUGUCAAGAUCGUUCAACCAGAUAGGACUAACUGUUUAGCCGAAGAGAGUAGAUGUAUAUGGAGAAACGGAAAACUCGUCCAAGAAAUGAGUUUACGGUUGAGAAAUGUUAAGUCUGGUGAAGUAUUCGUCGAAAUUGAAUGGAUCGAUGUUACAGAUUCCAAAGGCUUAUCUGAGGUUGAGUUAUAG
Molecule: messenger RNA, 525 nt
Organism: Vicia faba (fava bean)
Lineage: Eukaryota; Viridiplantae; Streptophyta; Magnoliopsida; Fabales; Fabaceae
Source: the annotation of a GenBank genome assembly